Molecule: messenger RNA, 1398 nt
Organism: Dictyostelium purpureum
Lineage: Eukaryota; Evosea; Eumycetozoa; Dictyosteliales; Dictyosteliaceae
Exons: 1
Coding region: 1-1398 (465 amino acids)
Biological process (GO): cyclic threonylcarbamoyladenosine biosynthetic process
Cellular component (GO): mitochondrial outer membrane
Molecular function (GO): ubiquitin-like modifier activating enzyme activity; tRNA threonylcarbamoyladenosine dehydratase activity
Source: RefSeq, a predicted model, not a curated record
AUGGAAAAUAAAUUAUUAAUUGCAGGAUUGGGUGCAGGUAUUGGUGCAGCAGUAACAUAUUUAACAUCAUCAUUAAAAAAGAAUAAAAGAUCACAAGAUGAGUUUGAAAAUAGCCCAUCAUCACAACACAAUACUAAACAAAUUAGAAUGGAUACAGACGACGAUUUUAUUAAAAAAGAAGAUAACAAUUUAAGUGCAGGAAAUUUAUUACACAACGAUCUUUUAAGAGAAGAGAUUUUCAACGAACAAAUGGAUAGAACCAAACUUUACUAUGGCGACGAAGCAUACGAAAAGAUUAGAAAUUCAUUUGUGGUUGUAGUUGGUUUAGGUGGUGUUGGUGGUGCAGCAGCCCACGUACUUUGCAGAAGUGGUAUUAAAAAGAUGCGUCUUAUUGACCCAGAUCUUGUAACAUUAAGCUCAUUAAAUAGAAAUGCAUUAGCACAAAGAAAAGAUGUUGGUAGAUCAAAAGUCGAAACUAUGAAGUCCUAUUUCUACGAUAUUUGCCCAGAAGUUGAAGUCGAAGCUGUUCAAACUUUUUUCACAGGUGAUUUAGCAGAAAAACUUUUAGCAGGAAACCCAGAUUACGUUUUAGAUUGUAUAGAUAACACUCAAACCAAAGUAGAGUUAUUAACUUUUUGCCACAGAAACAAUAUUAAAGUUAUCAGUAGUUUCGGUGCAGGCUCUGCCCGUGACCCAACUAAAAUUUUUAUCUCUGAUAUCAGUUACACUUAUGGUUGUCCAUUCGGUAGAGAAAUUCGUCGUCUUUUAAAAGUCAACGGUAUUAACAGCGGUAUUAAUUGUUGCUACACUACAGAAAUUCAAAGAAAGAAACUUACACCAUUAACUGAAGAAGAACGUCAACUUUUAUUAGAGCAAGCAGUUAGACCAACUCUUCGUGUACGUACAUUGGGUGUUGCAAUGCCAAUUCCAUUCAUCUUUGGUACAUCAAUUGGUUGUCAAGUUUUAAAUGAUUUUGCUGGUGUCGACACAGUAACCAAUGGUGAAGAAAAGUGUAUGCCUCCACCAUUAACUGAAUACUCAUCACAACUUAAACUCUUAAUUAAAAAAGAAUGUAAAUUAUAUAAUACCCCACCAACUUUCCUCAGAAAAUUCAUUUCACCAUUGGAUGUUCGUUAUUUAAUCGAUGAAAUUUUCGAAUCAAAGAGUGCAAUCUCUCAAAAACACGCCCCAGUUAUGCUUUUAUUACGUUGGAGAUCUGAUAAACCUGCUGCACCAAACAACUUGGUUUACCUCAGUCAAAAAGAAGGUGAUAUUCACGAAACUGUUAAAAAUGUUAAUGAACAUUAUCCAAAAGAAGUUGUCGAAAGAAUUGACAAAUUAUUAUCAACUGUUGUUAUGGAACCACUCCACGUCGAAUUAGCCAAUUCAAUUUUAUAA